Molecule: messenger RNA, 957 nt
Organism: Vigna umbellata (rice bean)
Lineage: Eukaryota; Viridiplantae; Streptophyta; Magnoliopsida; Fabales; Fabaceae
Source: RefSeq, a predicted model, not a curated record
AUGGAGUUAAAAAUCGGGAGGUCGUCCGCUGUUUUCUGGGUCUCCACCGCCGUUCUCUCAUCCACAAUCGACGAGGAUGACACCUCAAACGCUGCAAGGGGCUCCUUCACGGCGAAGAAGGAGCUGUCGGAGAAGAAGUGGAGGAGAGAUCUAGGACAACGAAGAGAGUUAGGGUUUCGCACUGACAUCGUGUUGCUAAGUGACGCUUAUGGGGCAGAAGGUGAACUGGGCAUUGUUUUAUCUAAGAAAUUCAUCGAACAUGAUGCUUAUUGUAUGUUUGAUGCUUUGAUGAAUGGGGCUCGUGGUUCAAUUUCAAUGAUCGAUUUCUUCUCCUAUUCCCCUUUGCCUGGGUCCCAUACUGGCUUACCUUCUGUAAUUGAAGCUUCUGCUGCAUUGUAUCAUUUGUUGUCUUAUGUGGAUUCAUCUCUGCAUGCCCAUCUUGUUGAUCUCGGGGUUGAACCCCAGUACUUUGCUCUCCGCUGGUUGCGAGUUUUAUUUGGGCGAGAAUUUUCACUCAGCAACCUUCUAAUAAUCUGGGAUGAAAUCUUUUUAUCAGAUAAUAGUAAAGUGGAAAAACAUGUCGAGGACAAUGCAGACUCUGGUUUUAGGAUCUUCAAUUCGUCUCGUGGAGCAUUUAUCUCUGCUAUGGCAGUAGCAAUGAUGCUUCAUUUAAAAUCUUCACUUCUUGCUGCAGAAAAUCCUACAACCUGUCUUCAGAGAUUAUUAAACCUCCCUGAGAACACGGAUAAUGAAAAACUAAUAGAGAAGGCUAAAUCCUUGCAGGCUCUUGCAUUAAGUACUGAGAUUUCAUCGUCAAUGCCUUCAUUCGUCGAGUAUCAUAACCAGGCCAAACCAGUUAUUGCAAGAUCUCACACCCUUUCAUCUGAAUCAAUCUCUCCGAAAACUCCUGUGAAUUCGGUACCUGAGAGCUACUGGGAAAAAAGUGGAGAGUUGUAA